This is a messenger RNA of Cooperia oncophora, 663 nucleotides long. Lineage: Eukaryota; Metazoa; Nematoda; Chromadorea; Rhabditida; Trichostrongylidae. The record is from the annotation of a GenBank genome assembly.
AUGUUGAUUGUCCAGCCAGGUGACGCUGUGUUGGCUGUACGAAAGGACCCCUGCAACAUGUGGCUUUGUUACAAUGGGUAUUACAAUGCUCUGCUUCCGAGCACGAUUCUCACACCUUGGUACGGGCCAAAUGGAUUGAGCGAAAUAGAUUUAGGCAUCGAUGCAUUAUCAUUAACCAAAAAGACAACUACUGCAAUGAGUCGCCCUCACAGCACUCCACCGAAGCAACAGAGCACUAACCUCAUUGAUUUGGAUGAUGACUUACUCCCGUCUGGUGGUGGUCAAACGCUGAUGUGUACCCUUACACCGUUGGCUCCAACACCAGUCGGUGCAGCUGCUUCAAUGUCAUCACUAGAACCGGAGCCACCGUCUAUAGACUGGGGUCUGCCGAGCAGUACGCAACCUACCAUUCGUGCUCCAUCAUUACCAAAUCUUACAUCACAGAAUUCUCCUGCGUUCCCCGUGACAUUUGAGGAGGAGUCAUCCGCGAAUAAUGGCGCACUUCAUCAUCUUCCACCAGCACCGGCAAGACUGAGCGCUGCUGCUGCUCAACCACAGUCGAGCAGCGCACGGGACCCAUUCACUGUGAUGUGGGAACAGAUCAAAAACGUACCUCUCAGCAACAUUACUCAGAGGUACGUGACCGCAAUCAUAGCAUCUUGA